Stegodyphus dumicola is the source of this 1209-nucleotide messenger RNA. It is a transcript of the gene Mst84Dc, whose product is annotated as Male-specific RNA 84Dc. The record is from RefSeq and is a predicted model, not a curated record. NCBI's taxonomy places the organism in Eukaryota, Metazoa, Arthropoda, Arachnida, Araneae, Eresidae.
AUUGGCUGUAGUAUUGGCAGACAUAAAUAUUUCUCAUUCCCAUCGGGAAAAGUGGAAGAAGUACUUCUAUUAUAUUACACUUGAAUAUGCGUGAGCGUGAUAGAAAUUCAUUUCAAUCAUGAUUGGAAUUUCAUCUGCUUUUCAUGCAGAGGUAAAAUUUUCAUGUGUUUGUAGCUAAUUUCAACGAUUAAAAGCAAGAAGAAUAAACCGCUGCUAAAAUUUUGAGGGUUUUUUUUUUUUGUAUUAUUCUGGAGCUUGAACUGUUUAGCACAAAUUAAUGAAUACGUGGUUAUUACUUUCGUUUGUUCUUCUACCAUUCGCUAUCUCCGGCGAAAAUGCAUGUCCAGAUGGCAGCACGUGUACCGAAGGAAAAGAAUGCUGUCCACAGAGUUUUGGUAGGUAUGGAUGUUGCAAUAUUUGGCAUAAUCUGAUGAAGGAAAUUAAUGAAGCUGGCCAACAGCAUGUCAUGGGAGCACCCUCUAUGUUUGUACAGAAUAGUUCUUCAAAUUAUCAGAGCUGCUAUUGUCCCAGGGGAACUUGCUGUGGUAUGUACUGCUGUCCGCUUCGAGGUGCGCAGUGUUGUGCAUAUCCUUCAUUGUGCUGUGGAAGUGGAAUGAGGUGCUGCGGAAAUGGUCAAUGGUGUUGUAAGAGAAAACAAUUUUGCUCAGCAGCUUAUGGCUACUGUCUGAACACAGCUUCUACUAUUGUCGGUUCUCUGACGACAGCCUUAAUCAUGGUAUUCACUUCGGCUACAUAUUUUCAGUAUAGUGUGUCACAUUAAAAUAUUCUGUGCUGUAUAGUUUAUUAUUCUUUGUCAUGUGUUCGUAGUAGCCAUUUGAACUAAUUUUCGAAGUUCUAAAACUAAUGAAAUAGUUUUGUUUUUAAUGUUUUUAAAUCAAAGCAAUUUUACAGAACACGAAUUUAAAUAACUGCAUUCACUAAUUCAUUUUCUUUGCUGAAAUUUUGAGAUUUAACUAGUACCAUGAGAACUCAUGCAAAUGUAGAUAAUUUAAAGGAAACAUAUGUUACGAAUGUAAGUCAUGCAAAUGUAGAUAAUUUUAAGGAAACAUAUGUUACGAAUGUAAGUCAUGCAAAUGUAGAUAAUUUUAAGGAAACAUAUGUUACGAAUUUAAGUCAUGCAAAUGUAGAUAAUUUUAAGGAAACAUAUGUUACGAUUAUAAGUAAAUAAAAUUUGUAUAAGCCAUAAAA